Messenger RNA from Prorocentrum cordatum, 916 nucleotides. The record is from the annotation of a GenBank genome assembly. Lineage: Eukaryota; Dinophyceae; Prorocentrales; Prorocentraceae.
GACGCGAGCCCGGAGGACCCCGUGGCGGGCGCCCGAGGGCCCGUCGCCGAGACCCCCGUGGUCUACACCCUCCGGACCCGUCGCGGGCGCGGAGCUGAAGCCGUAUCUGGCGGUCACCCCGGUCGCGUCCCUCGUGGUGCUCGGUUUGCUGCUGGCUGUAGUGGUAGCCUGUGCGAUUGUGUCCACGCUGCUGCUGUGGUGCACCCCGCGGAGUGGGCGCGCAUCAGGACCUACCCUGCCCAGCACAAGCUUAAGCAAGUGCACACCGCGCAGGCGCGGCGACCUGUGCUCGGAGCCCGAGUCCGAGUCGGUAGCCGGCCUGGCGUCGGUGGCCAGCCUGCGGCCGCCGACGUCGGUGGGCCACGCGGUGACGUUCGCGUCGGAGACGGCGGGGCGGACCGGCCGCGGCGACGCGGUGCACUCCCCCCUGCCGCUGGCCCCGCUCUGCCCCCAGCUGGUAGUGCCCGCCACGUCCAACCUGCGCGUGCUGCUGCCCGAGCUGGCCUGCCGCAUUCGGCAGGACGCCGUCCUCAACGUCUGCAGCGUGCCCGCGCUCGGCGGUCGUCCCCUGUUCCGGGCCCGCAUCGCCGAGUGCGCGCCCACGCCGGACGACGGCUGCGGCGUGUUCCUGGAGACGCUGUGCGGGGAGCACCACUUCGCCUUCGCCUCGACCUCCGAGCUGUGGGAUGGCCCGUCGACGGCCUCUCCGAUCGUCCCGAUCCUGCGGUCCAACGGGCUGCAGUUCGCGACCUUGCAGAAGAGCCACACGGGGGACUACAACGUCAUGUGCGGGUUGGGCAUCCUGGCGGUCUUCUCCGGGGACUUCUUGGCGCACGAGGCCCAGGUGACCAGCGGCCAGGGCCAGGUGAUGGCCCAGGUGCGGAGUGGGCCUGACGGCGGCUACGAGGUGACCACG